This is a messenger RNA of Ictalurus punctatus (channel catfish), 984 nucleotides long. RefSeq names its product cytochrome b5 domain-containing protein 1. Lineage: Eukaryota; Metazoa; Chordata; Actinopteri; Siluriformes; Ictaluridae. The record is from RefSeq and is marked provisional.
GCGGUUUUAGCUAACAGCUUAUGCAACUCAACUUAAGGCGCAUUUUAUCUAAACAUAUUCUGGUGGUUGCGUUAAUGUUGCUCGGCCAGUCGUAUUACAAUGCCGCGUCCGAAGUAUUUUACACCAAAUGAAGUGUCCGUGCACAAUUCAAUAGGAGACCUGUGGGUAUCGUAUCUGGGUAAAGUUUACAACUUGACACCUUUGCUUCAAGAAUACAAAGGCGAUGUACUUUUGAAACCGAUUAUUGAAUGUGCGGGCAAGGACAUCAGUCACUGGUUUGACCCCAAAACGAAAGAUAUUAUUACCCAUGUUGACCCUUUAACCGGCUGUGUGAAGUAUUACACCCCCAGGGGGCGCUUUCUGCAUGUGCCCCCCAUAUGCCCAUGCACUGACUGGGCCAAUGAUUUUGGGAAGCCUUGGUGGAAAGACAUGCGCUACGAAGUUGGCAUUCUGACAGCCAAGGCACGUUGGAUUCGCAUCAUCAACACACUCAGUGCCCAGGAACAGAGGCUGGAGGUAUGUUCCGAGGAAACACUGAAUGAGAUUUUGCAACGUUACCUGCGCUACAACUCCCAUGCAGCCAGCUACACCUGGAAGCACAACGGUGUUAUUCUGGACAUGAGUAAAAAUUUGAGUGAAAAUGGGAUUCAUGAUGAAGAUGAGGAACUGGACCGCUGUCGAAUGGAUCGUGACCUCUUCACUCCAUCCAUAUGUCUGUACUUCAAUGAUGACCUCACUUAACUUUGAUCUAAGGAGCAGACUAUUAUAAUAUAAUUCACCACAAAUGCUGAUAUUGCAACAAAAAGAAAUAUAAUCAUUCGAAAUUAUAAUUGUUAAUACAGUGUUUCAUUGUAACAAGGGUGUCUAUGGAGCAGCAUAAAUAUCACAGAAAUGUGUGUCACUUUCUUCUUAAAUUUUGCUCGAUUAAUGUAUUGCAUUUUCUGAGCCACAUUAAUAAAAACAUGAAUAUUUAUACAGAAAACA